AUAUAACGUGGCGUUUUCACCUCUCGUUUUGGGACCUUUUCGGGUACAUUUUAGCCGUCCCAUAUCAAUCGCUCCAAAAUUAGGAACACCCUGUUUUCCAAAACCCCAAUUUUAUCGUCGACUCGAUUCGAUUCGAUUCGUCUCCUAACUCGUAGUUAGUUUGCUGUGGUUAAGCCCUUUUUCGGCUGCUAAGGAAGAGAAAGGAGAAGAGAUAUGGCUUCUUUUGCUAUGAAGGCAAUAGCGGAGAGGGCAGGCCCUGCAGUUAGAAAGCAGGCCCUAACUUUAACAGAUUCUGCCGCCGCUCGAAUUCGCCACCUUCUUAGCCUCCGCCAACGCUCCUACCUUCGUCUCGGUGUUAAGGCUCGGGGUUGCAAUGGCUUAUCCUACACGCUCAAUUACGCUGAUGAGAAGGGAAAGUUUGAUGAGCUUGUCGAAGAUAAAGGUGUCAAGAUAUUAAUCGAUCCAAAAGCUCUAAUGCAUGUAAUUGGGACCAAUAUGGACUUUGUCGACGAUGCACUCAAGUCAGAGUUUAUAUUCGUUAAUCCUAAUUCAAAAGGGCAGUGCGGCUGUGGCGAAUCGUUUAUGACAACAAGCAGUUCUCCAGCUUCUCGAUCAGGUAGUUCAUAGAUCAUAAAAUUAUUGGUGAUCAGCUAAACAUGGCUCUUUUUAAAAAAAAAAAAACUCGAGUGCCACUGCGUGAUGUAUCAUUUGUACAUGAAGUUGUUCUUUUUCCCGCGAUAUCUCUAUUUAGAUGAAGGAAUUGUUAGUAGAAUAAAAAACAGAUUCAAACACUUACCACUGUACAAAGAUAUGUUUAUGCUCGCUCUUGUAUUACUAGAGGAAAAGAAAUUGUAUUUCCUUCUUAUGAUGAUUCUAUUUUGCGAGCUUAUUGCUCUUUCUAGU
Molecule: messenger RNA, 903 nt
Organism: Ananas comosus (pineapple)
Lineage: Eukaryota; Viridiplantae; Streptophyta; Magnoliopsida; Poales; Bromeliaceae
Product: iron-sulfur assembly protein IscA-like 1, mitochondrial
Exons: 4
Coding region: 214-627 (137 amino acids)
Biological process (GO): iron-sulfur cluster assembly
Cellular component (GO): mitochondrion; cytoplasm
Molecular function (GO): 2 iron, 2 sulfur cluster binding
Source: RefSeq, a predicted model, not a curated record